Molecule: messenger RNA, 1444 nt
Organism: Striga hermonthica
Lineage: Eukaryota; Viridiplantae; Streptophyta; Magnoliopsida; Lamiales; Orobanchaceae
Source: the annotation of a GenBank genome assembly
UUACGGCGGAGGAGGAGAGCCCAGAGAUAGAGCGAUGGAGAGGAUGGCCGAGCAGCUCCGGCAGUUGCAAGAAAAGGUGGAAGGACGGCCAGAAAGACGUGCUCGAGGGCACCCAUUCUCGAGGGAAAUCUUGGCUGCGUCGCUUCCUGCGAGUUUCCGGGAGAUAAACUUGAUUUUUGAUGGAUCGAGUGACCCGUCGAGGCAUGUAAGAGCGUUUGAAAACAUGUCCGUCUUGCACGGGUAUUCAGAUCCAGUCAGCUGCAGGGCUUUCCUGUCGACCUUACGGGGAGGGGCGCUCGACUGGUUCCACCAAUUAGCUCCAGGUUCGACCAGAGACUUUGAGGAUUUCGCAGGACAGCUUACUAAUCAAUACUCAAGUGCGGUCUCACAGGAGAAGACAUACCUUACACUGAUGGCGAUGCGACAAGGAGAGAGAGAAACCUUACAGAAAUUUAUUGCUCGAUAUAAUCAGAUGUAUCGCUGGCGAGGGCGACCUCGGUUACCAAGCGGCCAAAGAUACAACCAUUUUACUCCCAUCAACGCCCAGGUGGGUGAAGUCUUGGCGGCCAUAGAGGAGAAGUUGGAAAGCAAGGAAGUCACGUGGCCAGCGACCAGAUUUGAGGGGCCGACCAAACCGAGGUCGAAUAAAUAUUGCAGAUUCCAUAGGGAUUAUGGGCAUAACACAGAAGAUUGUAGGCACUUGAAAGACGAGAUUGAGCACCUCAUACGGGCGGGGCACUUGAAAGAAUUUGUCAUUCGUGAUCGACCACGGGGUAAGGAAAGGAGAAGAUGCAGGGAAGAUUCUGUGGCGAGAAGCGACAAGGAUGAUGAUAGGGAAGACGAGCCCAGGAGAGAAAGAAGGAGGCGACAGAACGAUGGUCGAGAGGAACAAAGGGACGAGAUGCCAGCGAAGAGAGGCACGAUCUACAUGAUCUCAGGAGGACCAACAGAUGGGGAUUCGAAUAACGCCCGAAAGGGGCAUGUGCGGGCGGUGAAGCGUAAAAUAGAAGAGGUCGGGAUAACCGGUCACAUGCCAGUAAUCAACUUUCGAGUAGAAGACGCGGAGGGAAUUCUGUUACCCCACAAUGACGCACUGGUCAUCACGGCUGAAGUGGCAGGUUUUGAUGUGAAAAGGGUGUUCAUCGACACAGGAAGCUCAGUCGACGUGAUGUUCUACGAUUGCUUCGCACAGAUCAACAAACAUCUGAAUCUGGAACUAAAACCGGUGGCGACAGCUUUGUAUGGUUUCAACGGUGGAGAGGUAAUGCCCAUGGGCGAAGUAAGCCUGACCGUAGCAUUGGGAUCGGGUGACACGAGGAAAGUAAGGAUGAUUCGGUUUGUCGUGGUCGGAGCAGAGUCGUCUUACAAUAUUAUUUUGGGGCGGACGGGUUUAAAUGCGUUCCAAGCGGUUGUGUCUACAUACCACAUGACGAUCAAAUACCCU